AUGAAACAGAUGUUGAAAGAUUUUUCAAAUCUACUGCUAGUCGUGCUCUGUGAUUAUGGUAAGUAUUCGGUGCAAGCCAUUGGAGACAAUUGACUAUGGUUAUUUUGGAAUCUCUUAUAAAUGGGUGGCUUGAUGUGAAAAGAAGAAGAAAGAAAGAAAUGGAAAUAAAGUGUUAUAAUCACGUAUCUGUUUGCCCCUGUAAAGAAUACUAUGCACAGCCUUCUAAAGUUUCUUAGAAAAAAAUGGAAAGGACUAUAGCUGUGUUUUUCUCUAGCAGUAUUGCUGGAAAGUCAGCUCUUGCUCCAGCCAACGCUUUAUUUCACGGGUGGAAAAUCUCUAGUCUAAGGACCAAUUCCCCCAAACCUCGUCCAUCAGCUGACAUCAGUCACUAUCUUUUCUUCCAAGUUCUAACACACCUUCCCUUCUUCCCGCCCCCUUCAUAGUAGAAGCUGUUCCUUUUCUUUUCAGUGACUGAAGAUUCUCACACGACCUUCCUUUUCUCCAAGCUAAGCAUUUCCAGACAAUAGCUCCUUCAACCUUUCCCCCUCUAAUUUUGUUUUGCGCAGUUUUUAAAAAAUGUACCCAAAAUAGAGUACACCAGAGACGGCAUUAAGAGGUAUUGCUGAGAAAUACACAUUACGUGGCUGGAAAUAAUGUACUGAUGCUUAUUUAUAGCAUUUUUGAUGCACUCUUCAGCUGGAAAAGGCUCCCAGAGCAGCUUGCGGAUAUCAGUAAUAACUGCCCCACUCCUCAGGCUUACAUUCUGAAAGGCAUGACACUAAAGGGGAGAAAGGAUUGGGGGGCGGGACCCAAACUCUGGCACUCAUUAUUAGUUACACAUUUGUUUAAAGGUAAAGGUAAAGGGACACCUUAGGUCCAGUCGUGACUGACUCUGGGGUUGCGGUGCUCAUCUUGCUUUUUUGGCCGAGGGAGCCGGCGUACAGCUUCCGGGUCAUGUGGCCAGCAUGACUAAGCCGCUUCUGGCGAACCAGAGCAGCGCACGGAAACGCCGUUUCCCUUCCCGCCAGAGCAGUACCUAUUUAUCUACUUGCACUUUGAAGUGCUUUCGAACUGCUAGGUUGGCAGGAGCAGGGAUGGAGCAAUGGGAGCUCACCCCGUCACAGGAAUUCGAACCGCCGACCUUCUGAUUGGCAAGUCCUAGGCUCUGUGGUUUAACCCACAGCGCCACCUGUGUCCCUACACAUUUGUUUAGCUCCCAGCAAUUGAAAUAUCUUCUUAGAAAUGGCUGCCGUGCAGUUGGAUGCUGGCUUUUUGGGGGUGGGGCUUUGUCCUUCUGGGGCCCAGCCAUUAUCUCAUCAUGAAAAUUAGCUCUUGGGUGUUCAGGUAACACCACGGUCCCUAGAGUUGAUGGGUCUGCUGCAGUAGGAUGCUUAUCGUUCAAGAAUUAGCCCUCUGCCCCAAUCUUCCUAGAAUUCGCCACGAUGGGCAGGUGAGGUCCCCAGGCUUCAUUCAGGAAGCUUACUGGAAUUCGUUGGCAUCUUCUCAUCGCUGCCACAGCAGGGAAGACUCAGAGGUGACCCUGGUGACACCCACCAGCAGGGGUGGAACUACUACGAAACUAAUGCAGUUUAAGUUCCAGGGCCCGUAAGCCUGGAGGGUCCCCAGAAGCAGCUUUGGUCCACACUGCAAAUUAACAAAACAGGUAUUCGAAGCAACUCAACCCUCAGCGAUCAAUCAAAAGUUUGUUGCAGAUCCCAGUUCCUGCUUUCACAUUUGCUAUAUGAGCAUGUGAUAUCAGGCAAAUAGCCAGAUACGGUGCUGAUGUGUAAAUCAGCAUCAAUUCCCUGCUCUGCCCCCCCAGCAAAGGAAUAUUUGUAUCUGGACAUACACACCCCGCCAGAAUCAAGCCAGCUGCAAAAGCUCAGAUUUCACCUAUUGGACUCCUAUACAUUUUGAACAGGCCAGAGGACAGGAUAGAUCUCUGUGAGACACCACAGGGAAUAGAUAAUAGAGGGUCCUGCCUUGUGGGAGGCCGAAUCCUUCGCUUCUGGCUUUUGUCGGUUUUAAUUUUCGCGUCUAAAUCCCUUCUCUUUUUCUCUGUGAUGCGAAGGCUAAAUGAAAUAUUCAUAAGCUCUGUCACAAAAGAAGCCUUCAAAAAGAGUGCUGCAGCAUAUUAUUCCGUUUUUUCAACUUGGGUGGUAUUUUCUAGAAUUCUGCUUCAGACGCCACCUCCCCUUUCAUUUUUAUCUUAACUAAUAUGCAAUGUAAAUGAAGCAUUAGUGGGUCAAGGUGAAGGCAGAAAUGGCAAUGGCUUGUAGAGCUCAAAGGCGGUGGCGGGUGGGGAAAUUGCUCACCAAGCAUUCUUCUCUUCCUGCCCCGUUGGUUAAAUAGUUCGGAAGGAAGUAGACAGGUGAGCUCAUCACCCACAGACUUCAGGGUCCUUUAUUACAGUGGAGAUGCUCCAGGUUCCUCAGGCCUUUCCAGCUUUCCAAAUGCAUAGCUGUCAACUUACAGCAUUAUGGGUGCAGAGUCAUCUCUGCUGUGGAUUUGGUAGUAACUUGGAGCCAUGCAUGUAAUGAAUUGGGCAAAUUUAGGCUUCUAAAGCCCCUUAUAACCAGCUGCAUCUGCCUGUUGCUGAGUAACUGACCACCAGGAGGUUGAAACUGAGAAUGUUUUUGGGAGCUGCUUGUUAGUGCAGAGUGUGAAGGUUACACACCUCAAAAAAAAACACCUCUUAAAUCUCCCUAUCUCCUCCCCUUCUCCUUGCGUUGAUUCUUUCUAUUCAACUAUUGACCUUGUCAAAUACCUUCUUUUCAGUUCUUGGAGCAGUGGAGUAUCUCCUCUUGGAGCAAGCAACUCACGUAGCCUUGAGCAAUGGCACUGUGUCGGUUAGCUUCCAGAAUUAUUAUGACAGCAAUGUGACAUUGAAAAAUGGUUCCAUCCUGCUCAUAGAUGCCAGCACCAAUCAAACUGUCACCAGAAAACAGCUCCUGCAAAACCAGGACCAAGUUAUUGUUGUCUUUGAGUGCUUCCAUUUUAAGAGUGCCGGGAACUACUGGUUCAGAAUGGAGAACCAGUGGAAUGGAGAGAAGACCCCACUGAGUGUCGUCUGGCCUGUAUUCCACUUUGAUUUGAGGAGGACUUCUGAAGCGGUUGAGUCUUCCCUUCAGCUCAGGCUGUUUACCGACGAAUAUUUGUGUCCGGUGAAUAAGACGGUGGUUUCUCUGGAUGUUAUACUGACCAGCCGCUUCUAUGAACUAGGAAAACAGAUCUCGAAUGAGACUGUGGGACUGAGAACUAGCAAAGAGCUUUCUCUCGCCAGGUCCCAGUGGGUAACGCUUGACUGUCGCUUGGUUGGCCAAGAAGCCUACAUGACUCUAUUCCUGAAAUCGGCAGAGACCAAGUCAGUCAUUGCUUCAGAAGGGCCUAUUGAUCUCGUGCGCAGAUUUGGGUACAAGCUGGUCGUGGCAGGAGAAGUGACAUGUGAGUCUUCGGUUGUGGUUUCUGUCAUUCCUCCUCCCUGCACUUCUGCUGGUGGGAACGUUGCUGUGUUCAAAGACCUUGGGCCUUCUGGUCAGAGGGCGUUAAGGCUGCAGGAGAGUGUCAUGAAUCCAAAGGACGGCCAGAUAGAAUUCAACUGCACAUUGUUCGACGAGGGCGCAAACAAAUACUGCUUUGAAUUUAGCCUUUUGCCCAGAGACAAUGCCCCACCGAGAGCGAGGGAAUGUGCGCUAAUCCAAAGGAAUGUUGGUCUGUAUUACCUUUUGAGAAAGCCUCCAUUUGAAAACCCAAAGGAUUAUGAGAUGUCUUUGUGAUUGCAUGCCGUGCAUCUGUGCAUCGUAGAGCCUGGAAUAUGAUUGCAUUUGCAGCGUGACCCACCCCCAAUGCAGAGCUGUGAGCACAGGAUAGGACCCCCAUAAAACACGAUGAUAAAGCCCUUUCACUGCCCCUUAACUAGGCGAGCAGCAGGGAGUCCAGACAAAGGCGGGCAGGUGACAAGGAUGGGAGGCGAUGACAGUGAAGAGGUUUGUAAUACCUUAUGGGAAACCCCUCUUGUAGUGGAGAGGGGUUGGGCCACUGGUUUAAUCUCAACUUUUUGCUCAUUUUCUAAAAUGCCAUGUCUCAUUCUGAUAAGAAUAAGAAUAAGAAUUUUAUUAUUUAUACCCCGCCCAUCUGGCUGGGUUUCCCUGGCACUCUGAGCGGCUUACAACAUAUCUAAAAACAUAAAUCCUUAAAAACUUCCCUAAACUGCGCUGCCUUCAGAUGUCUUCUAAAAGUCAGAUAGUUGUUUGUUUCCUUGACACCUGAUGGAGGGCCGUGUUCCAAUGGGAGGGCGCCACAACCAAGAAGGCCCUCUCCCUGCUUUGCCAAAAGGGAUUCUAGAUAGCCUCGGGCAAGACACUGUGAGCAUCAGCUCAGAAAGGCAGUCCCCAAACCUUAGAGAAAAGGGCUUGGGGGAAAGGUGUAACUUAGUGGUAGAGCAUCGCUGGUCACAUGCAGAAGGUCCCAGGUUCAAUCUCUGGCAUCUCCAGGGUAGAGCUGCGAAAGACUCCAUAGCUCAGGCGCUGAUAACGCCAAGGUUGCAGGUUCGAUUCCCGUUAAGGGACAGCUGGAUAUUCUUGCACUGCAGGGGGUUGGACUAGAUGAUUCCAACUCUGUGAUUCUGUGAUUACCUUCUUAGAGCUGCUGCCGGACGGUGUGAACAAUAUUGAGCUCUACGGACCAGUGGCCUGACUCUGUGUACAGCAGCUUCCUCUGUUCCUAUGUCAGAAGACUGCUUGGUGUGUGCUCAUAGUGUGUUUGGAGACAUGCACAUCCCCUUUACAAUUUAUAGCAGCAAACCGCGAGUAGGGCACUUGCAGUGUAAAGUCUGAAGCACAUCUGGUUGUCAGCUUAGCUCGCCCUGCAGAGUUCUUGGGAGGAAAUGAACACCAAGGCUCUUUGCAUCUAAUAAUGUGUAACCCAGGCGAUUGGUAAUAAGGGGGCAGCUGUGAAGAUGCUUGAUCACAUUUGCCUAAGGGAAUUGCCUGUGCUCUUAUUCCACUUGUAAAGGUAAAGGGACCCCUGACCAUUAGGUCCAGUCGUGACUGACUCUGGGGUUGCGGCGCUCAUCUUGCUUUACUGGCCAAGGGAGCCGGCAUACAGCUUCCGGGUCAUGUGGCCAGCAUAACUAAGCCGCUUCUGGCAAACCAGAGCAGCGCACGGAAAUGCCGUUUACCUUCCCGCCGGAGUGGUACCUAUUUAUCUAAUUGCACUUGGACGUGCUUUUGAACUGCUAGGUUGGCAGGAGCAGGGACCGAGCAACGGCAGCUCACCCCGUCACGGGGAUUCGAACCGCCGACCUUCUGAUCGGCAAGUCCUAGGCUCUGUGGUUUAACCCACGGUGCCACCCGCGUCCCUAUAAGAUUGACUACAGAGCCCGAACGCAGGCUGUGGGGGGCACUGCUUUACCAUGUUUCUGUGCUUCAGUUGCUAUCAAUUCAGAGGUUGCACUUUGAGGGAAAUGUCAGUUCCAACCAGCUGAUGGAGUGUUAGCUGGGAAAGGUGUGGCUUGCUGCAGGCUUGUUCAAGCCUCCUUUCAGAAGGGCAGGGCAGUCUGCUGGCACAAUUGCUCCAGAAACCAUUCCUGACGCUGAUUAUGUAGCUGCCUGUUGCCUAAUCCCUAGCUUCUCUUCCUUUUGAAAAGGGCACGGCAAGAUCCCUUGAAGCUUCAGGCACAGGACACGUCACCACCGGGAGAAUCCACCUAAUUCAUUAGCAGUGGGUGCAGUCUAGGAGUGCCAUCUUUUCAUAUUCAUCUUUUCCCUGUGCUUCUUAGCAGCGUGGCAUGCAGAUUCCUUGCAUUGCAGGGAGUUGGACUAGAUGACUCUUGUGGUCCCUUCCAAUUCUACAAUUCCUUGUUAAAACAGGGAUGAGGAAUGUGUGGUCCUCCCAGAUGUUGGGACUUCAGUUCCCAUUCCCUUCCCCCCACCCUGCCCCCCGACCAUGCUGUCUGAGGCUGGCGAGGGUUGGAAUCCAAAAACAUCUGGAGCUUCACAGGUUCCUCAAUUGCCCCCCCCAUUUUUAAUCUCCAUGUCAGAAAAAGAUCCACCUGUUUAUUUUCUCCUGUUAAAGCGAGGUCACCUUUUCCACACCUGUUUUCUCUUUGGUCCCAUCAGCCACCUGCCUUCGGCUCUCAUUUGCUGCUUAGGAAAAUGAAUGUUCUGGUGGGCGAUGGGGCCAUGAGUUGAGCAGGAAGAAGAAGCUGUAGGUACAGCUUUCUUGAGCGGGGAAGGGGGGAAACAACAACAACAACAAUUUAUUAUUUAUACCCAGCCCAUCUGGCUGGGCUUCCCCAACCACUCUGGGCAGCUUCCAACAAAAUAUUAAAAUACAGUAAUGCAUCAAACAUUAAAAGCUUCCCUAAACAGGCUUUUCACUGGCCAGCAUCUCAGACCUUUCAGUUGCAUAACUAAGAAGGACUCUGUGUUACUGAGGAACACAACAGGUGUGUUUAUGAGUCUACACCCAUCAGUUCGGCUUGCACCCAUCGGUCCCAGAGAAUGGAGCCUGGUGGCUGUGGUUCUUUUAGGCUGUGUGGUCUGUGUGGGGUUACCAGUGGCCCUCCAGAUGUUGUUGGACCACAAUGCCCACCAUACCUGACAAUUGACCACGCUGCCUGGGAUGUUGGAGGACAACAACAACUGGAGCACCACAGAUUCCCCAUCCCUGAUUCAGAGGUUCCAUCUUGUCUGGGUGGAGUCAUUUGCAGAUGUGCAGGUGACCUCAACGCAGCUGUGACCUCCAUAUUUUUCUCCUCUGCAUCUUUAUUAUGUAGCAUCUUAAAGGUAAAGGGACCCCUGACCAUUAGGUCCUAUCGUAGCCGACUCUGGGGUUGCGGCGCUCAUCUCGCUUUAUUGGCCGAGGGAGCCGGUGUACAGCUUCCGGGUCAUGUGGCCAGCAUGACUAAGCCGCUUCUGGCGAACCAGAGCAGCACACGGAAAUGCCGUUUACCUUCCCGCCGGAGUGGUACCUAUUUAUCUACUUGCACUUUGACAUGCUUUCGAACUGCUAGGUUGGCAGGAGCAGGGACCGAGCAACGGGAGCUUACCCCGUUGCGGGAAUUCGAACCGCCGACCUUCUGAUCAGCAAGUCCUAGGCUCUGUGGUUUAACCCACAGCACCACCUGUGUCCCUUAUGUAGCAUCUUAGCACGGUGCUAAUGUGGCACAUGGGCCAAAUGAAACUCAGUCCAGAUGAGGCUGAAGCAGUGUUGACCUGCAGCUCUUUUGACCUAGUGAUGAGACACCAUCUGACUUUGGGUCUCGUUCCCACACGUACAUACUCGAAAUUUCUUAACACUUGAUGUGUGCAAGCUUAAUGAGUGAAUUUCCCUACCUGAGAAGUACUGUGUUUGAGUUGACAUUGGAUGAUAAUAGUUUCUACCUGUGGUGUUGUGGUCUCAUUUGCUUAUGUAAUUUAGGAACCAAGGGUUGUAUUCAACUGUGAUCUAAGUUGCUUGUUCCAUAAGCGCAAGGAUCUCUCUUGUGCAACAAAACAUUCUCCCCCUGAUAUCUCCCAACCUUCCAGCUCAGAUUUGGGAAUAGCUUUGGUGCACAUGCAGAGGGGGACAGGGAAGAUCCCAUUGUACUAGCAGUAAUCCUUGCGCAGUUAUUAGAGAUCUGCCUUGCAUCCAGUCUGUUCUGACUGGCAGUGACUUACCAAGAUCUCAGGAAGAGAUCACUCUGCUGCUUGGUAUUUUGUUGCUAACAUGAAAUGCCAAGGAUUGAACCUGGAAUACACACAAAACUUAGGCUCAGGACUGAGCUAUGGCCCACCUGUAUGUAUGUAUGUAUGUAUGUAUGUAUUUGUUCAUUUAUUUUAAAGCGUUUAUAUACCACUUAAUAUUUCUGAAAUCUGCAUGAAAAACAUAAACAAGGGAAUUAAAAAAAAAAAGCAGCGCAAAACCUGUAAAGGAGUAGUACAAGGGCAUAUAGAAACCAGAAUCCAGACAAAUGAAAAGGGUCUGAUGUUAUGUGUUACAAGUGUUUAUAGUCUAUCCUCUUGCAAAACUCCAGGGCAGUGUACAACAGCAUAAAAAACAUUUAAAAGCAAUGCAUAUCAAUCAUUAAAAUGACUGGCUAAUUCAGGGACAUUUUAGACAACUGCAUAGGCCUAUGGGCGUAAAAAAAAAAAGUCAACAAGAAAUGGCUGAAAGCAAAAAGUGAGAUGUGCUCGGACAAGACGUCCGAAGCAACUGAUGUUUGCAGCUUUAUGUAUGGCAGAGUUCAGAAGGGCAUCCCAUAAUACAGACCGAACAGUGGCCAGCUUCCAGGUCACUGCUCUGCUGCUACUUAGAUGUUGUCACUUGAUGCUGUAAUCAGUAAGUGAAGAACUAAACUAGUCCUUGGACCGAAAGGCAAAUUGCAACCGGAAUGCUUCGUUUCCCCACAAGGUGGAGACUUCUAUCCAAUUUAGAUGUUCCCAGUGUCAGUCACGCCCUCACAUCUUCAAGCCAGGACUAUUGCGACACACGCUGGAAACUGAAAACCGUCUGCAGCUGGGGUCGAAGGCAAAAACUUACUUCUCCAGAGGGUUGGGCCACAAUAUGUUUGUUGCUCAGAGUGCCUGGUGCGUCAUGAGCACUCUACUUUCUGAGAGGUAUUGUGUUCAAUAAUAGUUCUGUUUAUUGUGUUUUGGUCUCAUUUGCUUAUGAAAGUUAGGAACUUGCCAGUACAUGGCUGACCGCAUCUGUCUUCCACACUGUGCGUAGGGUAGAUGUCGGAAGAGGCAUUGCUGUUACCCCUGGCAACCAGGCCUGUGAUAUUUGAUAGGUGGAAUGAUCAGCUCACCGCAAAGAGACACUUUCAGAAAAGGCCGCUCAGCCUGGAAAGUGUUGCCCUUCAGGUGACCACCCAUAGUUAGUUUGGGUACAGUGGCAAUGAAGGACCUGCAUGGCCUUUCAGAUGUUGUUAAACUACGACUUCCAUCAGCCCCUGCAAGCAUGGCAAAUUGGGCAGGCAUGAUGGGUGUUGUAGUCCAACAACAUCUGAAAAGCCGCAGGUUCUCCAUCCCUGGUGUAAGGCUGCUAUCUGCAUCGUGGCGAAUCACCGAGGUCCUUUGCUUUCCCUGCUUCCUUCUGUAUCCAGCACCCAUUUUACAGUCCUGUUUGCAUACAGGACAACUUCCUCCCAGCAAGAGAUUGAAAGGCUGGAUUUGCCUACUAAUAUCUCGUAACUGGAUCAGCCUACUAAGAGAAGGCUGAGGGUCAGAUUUGAAUGUACCCGUUUUCAAGGCUAGCAAUUUUCUGUCUCUCUAAUGGAAGGUAUCCCUCCAGUAAUGCAGAGUUUGUGUAUUCACAGGAUCCUGGGGACUUUGGCAGGCCUGGAGCCCCUGUAGUGUGACUUGUGGGGACGGCACCCGACAGCGCUAUCGAGAAUGUCUCGCAUCUUUCCCGUUCCCUAUAAAGCAAGGCUGCGCUGGGAGACAGCAAGAAACGUCUCUCUGCUCCUUGGAGGAGUGCUCCAGUACGUAGUCUUUAUGUUGAGAUUGCAUUCUCACUCACAGUGAGUCUGGGGAAAGGGCAGGAUAGCAAUAAAUAAGACGGCAAUAAUAUUAUUAUUCUCCUCACCUCUUCGUGGCAGUGAAUACAAGCUAUGUCCAUCCCAGUGUGUUUUGUGUGGGGACGAUUGUCUUUGUGAAACCUCAGGACAGGCAGAAGUGAAGGAAGAAGACCCAAGGGUAGAGCUAAAACGUUUUAUAGGCAGACACGCAACGUGAAGGUGUCAUGUAAGAAUGACAUACACAUCUGCAGAAUGCCGAUGCCUGAACUACUGUGGUUAAGUUUUCCAUGUCCAGAAAGGGCUGUAACUGCCUGUGGGGAUCACACAGGGUCCCCGGACGUUUAACGGUCUAUUGAUCCCUGUGCCACCACUGUGCUCGCUUCCCCGCUGCCACCAACCCGUUACUGUCGGGUAAAACACUGAGUCCAGACAGUUGUUAAAAGUGAACCAUAUAAACAAGUUUAUUUUAUAAGCCUUAACAAGUUUAUGGUUUCUCAGAUAAUAUUCCUGCAGUAUCUUAACUUUGGUUUCUUUAACGGGCCUAUACCUUCCUAAUACCUUCUGACUGAUUAUCUCAACUGUUUGACUGACUCCUCUUAACAAAUUCUCUCCCUCUCUCACAUCAGACUAGCCCAACCCACAGACUUAUCCUCUCUGUCUCUUCUAACUCCAGACCGUCUUCUCAACCACCCUAACUCCCUACUCCUCCAAAAACCCUCUGUGCUUAAACCUUAUACACAAUUAACUCCGCCCCUUGGGUUCCUAUUGGUUAGUCAUUUUACAAUUAGGUAACCCUUUCCUUAUAAACCCAGUACGAUGUCACACACCUAGGAGGGCAAACGCCACACUGCCAUACUGGGUGCAGCUAGUAAAAGGUGUCUGUACCCAUUGAGGCUCUCCUGCCCACCUAGCAGUUCGAAAGCAUGACAUGCAAGUAGAUAAAUAGGUAUUGUUCCGGCGGGAAGGUAAACGGCGUUUCUGUGCGCUGCUCUGGUUCGCCAGAAGCGGCUUAGCCAUGCUGGCCACAUGACCCGGAAGCUGUACGCCGGCUCCCUCGGCCAAUAAAGCGAGAUGAGUGCCACAACCCCUGAGUCGUCCGCGACUGGACCUAAUGGUCAGGGGUCCCUUUAGCUUUACCUUUACUCAUUGAGGCUACCUGGGCCUCCAGUGAUUUGGGCAAAGGGCAACCCCAUCCAGAGCAGGCAGUUGACCCAUUUCCUGAAAACAGGAACCACUCACCCACAGCACUUCUGUCUUGCCAGAAUUCAGGCUCCAUCCCACCAUUGUAUCCAGGAACCAGGCUAAGGACUGCACACACACACUUGAUUCAGAUGUUAUGGAGAAAUAGAGCGGAGUGCCAUCAGUAUCCUGAUGGUGCCUUGCCUCCAAAGCCUGGCAGACUCUUGGCUCUCAAAUUUCAGAGGCGCCUUGUGCAACACUAAAAUUCAUCCCCCGCACCUCUCGCACGCUAUUCUGAAGCAUUGUUUUGGUGCUCCCUUCAAUGGGGCACCCAGCACGACUGCCCUGGUCACACCACCCUAAAGCUACCUCUACCCCAAACUCUUAAGGACUGUGUCCAGCGGCUUCCUCAGAUCAAAAGACAGAACAUGAAGGUUCAAGGAACCUUUUUCCUAGGAAUGUGAUGAGCAUUGCUAUCUGUUCAGCAAUAUAGCAGUAAAUCUUUAUCUUCUGGGACUGCUUCAUGUGUGUAGUUCUGUUUUUUGGGUUGCAUUAAGGUGAUGGCCAGGUUGCUGUUUAAAGUAUUGAUUAAGGUCUGAAGUGCUUUUGUUGAACUUCUGCAUUGAAAUUCAUUUUUGUACGCUGCCCUGGAUACUAACCAGUUAACAAGGGCAGUUAACAAACUGAGUGAACAAAUAAAUGAAUAAAGUAGGCUGGGAGAUGUUGGGUUUGAGCAGAGUUUGGGCAGAGCUGAAUCCAAGCAGUAGUAAGGGAGGAAGGUAUCAAGGCUAGACAUGAACUCAAGCUGCAGCAACCAAGAUGAUAGGCAACAUCUCAGCCAAUGAAAGUAUGAGUAUCGGAUCAUAUAGAUCCAAUAUCAAGGCAUUUGUGAUAAGAAUAUUGGAUCUAUAUGUAGCAUUUACAGGAGCCCUGGCCUGCCCUCCUGCAAUUUGCUGCUCUAGAAGUGGCAGUCUUUUCCAUUAGAGACCCUGACUGACUCUAGGCAAUGAUGGAGAACAGUUUCUUGCCCUUUGUUUCAUGGGUUUUGUAUUUGGGGAAAUACCUUGUAAAUUGACAUCUGUUCAGCAAGUUACCUUUUUCAUUUCAGCCACUAAACCUGUACCCAUCACACCACUGUACCCUUCUGAAGACAGCCAGAAAGCCAGUAAUAAUCUAGUAACCGUCACUGGCAUAUCUUUGUGUUUAUCCAUCAUCUUUGCUACUGUCCUGAUCGCCCUAUGGAGGAAGGUUUGCAGGACCCAGAAGUGCAACACCCCUGUGCGCUGCGACCCCACCCACUCGCCCAGCUUCCGGAAGAACUCCGACGAGGAGAACAUCUGCCAAGAUGAGAGACAGCAGCGAGAGAGUUUUUCUGAGGGAGAAGCUGCUUGUUCGCUUUCUGGUGAACCUCCAGAUAUGCCCUUGAGCGCCAGGAGAAGUCUUUAUUUUGCUUCGGAAGGAGGAGGGGGAGGAGCUUCUGCUAGCGAAAGCUUUGAGUCCACAGCUCAGAAAAUAAUCCCCCCCAUUUUCAGCUACCGCCUUGCACAACAGCAGCUGAAGGAAAUGAAGAAGAGAGGUCUCACCGAAACAACCAAGGUCUAUCGCGUUUCUCAGAACCCUUUGACAGACACGGUGCUCAACAGCUCUGUGAGCACAGAGAACCAGGAGGCAGCAGCUGGAAGCAAAUUCAGAAUCAAGUCUCCUUUUCUGGAGCAGCCCCCUGGCCACCCCAUAUCCUUAGGAGACAGGCACUGUUCUAGGGCGGAUUUUACGCUGCCUCAGGCCACUCUUACCUUGAGCCCUUGUCAGUCCCUCAUUAGAAGAGCUCACCCUAGAUACCUCGAGAAUAAAGGAGAGCCAUCAGAGAGAGUUUGUCCAAGAAGUUCGCAGUUCAGAAGAACAGCCAGCUUUCACGAAACCAGAAAAGCCAAGCCGUUCCGGAAGAGAAGCAUGUCCACCCUGACACCGUGCCAGACCCACCUCUACCAUGGCAGAGCCAGAACGUGGAGUCGUGUCCCGGAAGGAGAGCACCGGCCUAAAUCUAAAAGCACCAGUGAGAGCAUUGAAGAGUUUGAGCUGUAUUAUAGUACUCCUUUAACCACUGAAUCAAUGGCCUAUGGAACACACAACCCCCAUAAAUGGGAGCCCCCAGGGAAGAAAAUAGACUUGGUCACCAGACGCCAACCAGUGGCCCAGGAACUGUGCGUUGAUAGAUCAGAGCAGAAGAGAAACGUAAGAGGGCCUUCCCUGGGCCGUGUGGAUGCUUGGAAGAACGAAUAUGCUGUGGUGGCUCUCAAAGAUAUGCACCAAAGAGGAGGUACUCUGAGUCCUACGCAGUACAGAAGGAGUAAGUGCCAGAGCUUCCCAUCUGACCCUGAAUACCACUUCUAUGACAACACUUCCUUUGGCCUGGCUGAAUUGGAACAGCAAAUGACUGACCUGCCUGGGUAUUUUGCGUCCGAUGAAGGUGGUGGAAUAAAUACCUUAAGCAUUGACCAUUUGGUGCUCUGA
This is a messenger RNA of Podarcis lilfordi (Lilford's wall lizard), 13192 nucleotides long. Lineage: Eukaryota; Metazoa; Chordata; Lepidosauria; Squamata; Lacertidae. The record is from the annotation of a GenBank genome assembly.